Maniola jurtina (meadow brown) is the source of this 5108-nucleotide messenger RNA. It is a transcript of the gene Ih, whose product is annotated as potassium/sodium hyperpolarization-activated cyclic nucleotide-gated channel 2. Gene Ontology annotation, molecular function: voltage-gated potassium channel activity. NCBI's taxonomy places the organism in Eukaryota, Metazoa, Arthropoda, Insecta, Lepidoptera, Nymphalidae. Gene Ontology annotation, cellular component: membrane. The transcript has 13 exons. The record is from RefSeq and is a predicted model, not a curated record. The coding region runs from base 779 to 3130 and encodes 783 amino acids. Gene Ontology annotation, biological process: potassium ion transport; transmembrane transport.
ACGUGUCCUCGCUCCCGCUCGCGACUUAUGUAACCAUCCGCACGGCGACUCCGCAGCCUCCGAGCCCCUUCCCUCCAUCGACCCUGCGAGGCGACCCACGCGCUAAUCCACACCGCCGCGAAUCGCGAACGCUCGCGGAUCCGGCGAUUCGUAUCGACUGAUAAACUUAAGCCUCCGAUCCUCACGUUGUGCAAUAACCGUCAGCUGAGAGGUGACAUAAUCGAUGCAGUGAGCACCGGUGUCCGAUACGAAUGGCCAGCGAACACAACGUCACAAUUAAUUAAAUAUAACUGAGCAACCGAUAAAGCGCCUUCACAUAUGAAUUUAGUUAGCUUAAACAAAAUUAGGUUAUUUAAGUGAACAAGUGCCAAGCAUAACGUGAAUUGAAUAUAACCCUCGCUGAAACGCGUGAAUGCAUCCGGUGACAGUGACAUUGGUGAGAGUGUUACGGAUUGUAUUGCUGUAGAGGGGAACUCGUAUGCGGGGGAUGGUAGUAGUGGCGAGCGCGGUGCACAGUGGAGGCAACUGGCGGCGAGCUGUGGUGGCGUGAGUAGGGUCGGGGUGUGCUGCGGUGCCAGUCAAGAUUGAAGUGGUGGCCGGGCGAGGGUGGGGCAGGCGCGCGCGCGUGCGUCCGCUGCACGUGCUGAGCCGCGCGGCCGGCAUGUUGGCCUCGCAGCGAUCGCAGUCGUGCAACGAGGAGGGCGCGUUCUUCGGCGCGCGCGCGCUGCGCCGGCCGCGCGGCAAGGGCAGCGGCAGUCCGCCCUGCUAGGGGUACGCCAUGUCGCUGCGCAGCCUACACCGGAGGCUCUCUUCCGCCAAUCACACAUGCGAAGAUGGUGGAGGCGGCGCGGCGACAGGCACGGGCGGGCGCGCGGCGUCAUUACGGCUCGCGAACGGGCGGGUGUCGACGCAGUCGGCGGAACAACUGCCGCACUCGCCUGCCGACUGCGCCUCCGUGCGCAUCUCCAUAGACAACACCAACACCUGCUGCACAGACUCGCUCGUCACUGCGCUCGAUGACGAGACCCUGCUGCUCGGCGACGCCGAUAUGUCGCUGAAGCAGGGCAGCGGCACCGGCAAGGUCCACUUCGGUGGCUUGGACGAUGUGUCCCUGUACGGCACACCCGUGGAGCCCGCGCCCCCGGUCUCCGACGCCAAGCAGCAGGGGUUCCUGCGCAACCAGCUGCAGGCCCUCUUCCAGCCCACCGACAACAAGCUCGCCAUGAAGCUCUUCGGCUCCAAGAAGGCCCUCAUGAAGGAGCGUAUCAGACAGAAGGCGGCGGGGCAUUGGGUCAUCCAUCCUUGCAGUAGUUUUAGAUUCUACUGGGAUCUUUGUAUGCUACUGUUGUUGGUGGCCAACCUAAUCAUCUUACCCGUCGCUAUCUCCUUCUUCAAUGACGACCUCAGCACACGAUGGAUAGCCUUCAACUGUCUAUCGGACACCAUAUUUCUUAUAGAUAUCGUUGUUAAUUUUAGAACAGGAAUUAUGCAGCAAGAUAAUGCAGAACAAGUGAUAUUAGAUCCAAAGUUAAUAGCGAAGCACUAUUUGAGGACGUGGUUCUUCCUCGACCUCAUCUCUAGCAUACCACUAGAUUAUAUAUUCCUAAUCUUCAAUCAGGUAAACGACUUUAGUGAAAGCUUUCAAAUUCUUCACGCCGGUCGAGCGCUAAGGAUACUACGGUUAGCAAAACUUUUAUCGCUGGUACGACUACUCCGACUUUCCAGGCUAGUCCGAUACGUGUCACAAUGGGAGGAAGUAUAUAUCUUGCAGAAUCUUCAAAAAAAGCGCACGGAAAGAAGGGGAAGGCUCAGCUCCUCCGACGUCGCCAAAAAGAAGGGUGACACCAAAAGCAAUCUGAUCUUUAAGUUCCUCAAUAUGGCGUCGGUGUUCAUGCGGAUAUUCAACCUCAUCUGCAUGAUGUUGUUAAUCGGACACUGGUCCGGGUGUUUACAGUUCCUCGUUCCCAUGCUCCAGGGAUUUCCUCCAAACUCUUGGGUCGCCAUAAAUGAAUUACAGGAAGCCUUUUGGCUCGAACAAUACUCUUGGGCGCUAUUCAAGGCGAUGUCCCACAUGCUGUGCAUCGGGUACGGGCGGUUUCCCCCGCAGUCGCUGACGGACAUGUGGCUCACGAUGCUAUCCAUGAUCUCCGGCGCCACUUGCUAUGCCCUGUUUCUCGGUCACGCUACAAAUCUCAUUCAGAGUCUCGACUCGUCGAGAAGACAGUACCGUGAAAAGGUCAAACAAGUAGAAGAGUAUAUGGCAUACCGAAAACUACCUCGCGAAAUGCGUCAGAGAAUCACGGAGUACUUCGAACACCGAUACCAAGGGAAGUUCUUCGACGAGGAACUGAUUCUUGGCGAACUGAGUGAAAAGCUACGAGAAGACGUCAUCAACUACAACUGCCGAUCCCUUGUAGCUUCUGUGCCAUUCUUUGCAAACGCUGACUCUAAUUUUGUAUCAGACGUCGUUACCAAAUUACGUUAUGAAGUCUUCCAGCCGGGUGACAUCAUCAUCAAAGAAGGAACCAUCGGUAAUAAAAUGUACUUCAUUCAAGAAGGUAUCGUGGACAUCGUGAUGGCGAACGGCGAGGUGGCGACGAGCCUCUCCGAUGGCUCCUACUUCGGCGAAAUCUGUCUUCUGACCAACGCCCGGCGAGUCGCUUCCGUCCGCGCCGAAACCUACUGUAAUCUUUUCUCGCUAUCCGUGGACCACUUCAACGCGGUGCUAGACCAGUACCCUCUGAUGCGGCGGACCAUGGAGAGCGUGGCCGCCGAGCGCCUGAACAAGAUCGGCAAGAACCCCAACCUGGUGGCGCACCGCGAGGACGACACCACGUCGGAGGGCAACACCAUCAACGCGGUGGUGAACGCGCUGGCGGCCGAGGCGGAGCACGUGAGCCUGUCGGACGACAGCGUGGCGCGCCUGUCGGAGCGCUCGCUGGGCCUGGCGCUGCAGCCGCUGCAGGCCGCGUCGUGCCGCAUGGCGGGCGUGGCGCUGCCCGGCCUGGGCGUGGCCGCCGCGCUGCCGCGCCCCAAGUCCGAGCACGACUUCAGCUCGGCGCAGGCGCCGGCGCCGCCGCUGGCGGGCGCGGCCGCCUUCCACAAGUCGGACGCCGGCAUCGCCCCCUGACGCCGCACGCUGUGCUAGGCCGAGGCCCGACCGAUAGCAAUACUAGGCUUAGUGCGAGCGCGCGUCGCCUCGCUAGUUGUAGCGUAGACACGAGUAUUAGCUGCGACUUCGCCGGGCGCGCGCCCACCGCGCCCGCUGAAUCUCAUUUUGUGAUCUUAUACUUAAUUCUCCUGUGUUAUAAUUUAGGUUAAAUUUUAUAUCAUUGACGCUGCGAGGAAGGGGAUACGCGAAGUAUUCCGAUUGUAUAGAUAUACCUGUUAUUAUAUUGAAGGACGAAACUAUUGAGUCUUUAUAGAGAUACCUUGCCACUAAAGAGAUGAUUAAUUAUAUAGACUAGACUGAAAUGUAAAGAUAUCACUAUUUAAUGCUCUGUUGGCGUACGAAAUAGACCUAUAUUGUUGACGGAUGCGUUAUGAUCGUUCGCGGGAUUAAGACCGUUGAUAAUGUAAUAUAGAAUGUUCCCGAUAGUGACGAAAACGACGAUAUUAAAUACUUAUUUGAAUUGUUAAUAUUAUGUAAAGUGUGGAGCGUAGAAGAGUGUAGAUCGUCGCGCAGCCGCGCGUCGUGCGCGCCGCCUGCCGAAGCAUCGAAUGUGCCAUAGCUCGAACGUCACGCGGCAGGCUCGGGCGCUCGCACGCCGCGCGGCGCCAGGCGCGGUGAUCGCGCGCACCGCGCUGCACAAGCGACGCACAAUGUAACAAACCUCACGAUUCCAUAGCACACGGACGCUUUCUUAUUUUUAUUAAUAUUAAGUAGUUAACUACCGUAUCAGACCUACCGUUUGUCUCGGUUUCCUAAUAGAGGUGGAUCAGUAGCGCUUCGAACCGUUUCUUUAUGUAAAUAUGUAAUACCAACAAGGAUUCGCCUUUAGCGUGGUUCGUUUCAUAGAAGUGAUAGGGGACGCUCGCGGGAGCGGUCCAGUCAAUUAUCGCGCGAGCGCGACUCGAGUCUCGUUUCUCGAUGCACUACGACACUUCGUACCUUGUUUUAAUUGUAGGUGAAAAUAAUUUAUUAUCGAUAGUGAUCAUUUAGUAUGAGUAAGUAGGCCGGAGCGAUAACAAAUUCGGACGAACGACGGUAUGUGAUAGAGCAGCAGGGGCUGCGACUGGCGCUGCCACUGCCGGCUCGGCGCUACUCGACACGGCUGUGCCGCCGCACGGUGCGGGCCGCCGGGCGGGGAGCACACCUACACAAUUGCAUGAACGACGCUUAUACUAUCAUUUUUUCUGGAUUGAGAUCUUGUUUUUAUUCUAUCUAUAGCGAUUUUUUCUGGCAGUUUUUGCGAUUAGUGGUUUUGUAAGCACUUCACGAACUUUGAACUUUCUUAGCAAUAAAUAGAUAAUCGCAACGAGUAACAUAUCCUACGGUUAGAGUAGAGUAGAGUUGAGCCGACCGCCGCCGGCGCCGCAUCUUUGGCACGUUUCAUCGUUGACUAAUUCUUAUAGUGUCAUGACAAUUUGUAAAGAUAAUUUUGCAAAUGUUGACUUUUUAGCCAAAAUAAUAUAGUUAAUGAAUGACGAACCAAUACGCAGUAGCUUAUUAGUAGAUGAAUGCAGCCUAUAGUUCUCAGUUUUGGCGACUAACACCAACCAAACCAACACACACUAAUUUGUACUCGGAGACGUUUAUACCUAAACUUAAUACUGUUGAACUAAACAGAGUAACGCCUGUCAAUUUAUCUACAAAGAAAGAAUAUAAUUGCGUUUUAACUCCCAGAGGCAUUUAUUUAUUGUUGUUUUAUCUAACAUUACCGCUUUUGUAAAUUAUAUAAAUUUUAUAGGAGAGAUCUAUUUUUAUUGUGAAGUUGAGCUGCUGAAUAAAAGCAAAGAGAAACCUAUAUUAAAUCAAGAGUUUUUUUUAUUGAUACUGUUAAUUAUUAAAUAGUUAUACUUAUUAUACUGAUUUCUGGUAUCUAUUUUCACCAAAAGUGCUCAUCGCUGUCAAAAAAUUAGAGGAAAUGCAUUAAAGAAUGAGAAAA